Molecule: messenger RNA, 2601 nt
Organism: Mesorhabditis spiculigera
Lineage: Eukaryota; Metazoa; Nematoda; Chromadorea; Rhabditida; Rhabditidae
Source: the annotation of a GenBank genome assembly
AUGAGGGUCUUCUCGGUUCCGUGGAUACACCAUGAAGGCGACACAUUCUACUCGAUCGACAUCAGCCCGGUGACCGGAAAGAUUGCGACCUCGGGCCCUGAUGGAAUCAAGGGGGCCGUCCGUAUCUGGAAUUCAUACGCUAUCGGGCGUGAAGACGAGAAUCCGAGGCCACCAAUGAUGUUGAGCUCACUGGAAUUUGAUAAGCAUGUGAAUUGUGUCCGGUGGUCCCGGGAUGGGCAGCAGCUGGUUUGUGGCGAUGAUGCACAUGUGGUGUCGGUUUGGACGUUCGCGGGCGGCCUGCAGUCAGCAGGGACAAUCGGAAAGCGACAGGCGCUUUUGGAGCGCUAUGAACGACGGCACGUCAUGAAUUUUCAUAGAAUGGAGGUAUCGGCAGUCGAAUGGUCGACCUGCGAGCGCUAUAUGGCUUCUGCGUCUAUCGACGGGCUGGUGGUGAUCUGGAAUGCGAAGUCUCUCCCCGAUCGUGUUGCCGUGCUCGACCGGAAAGCUGAAGGGCACACCGGACAUGUGAAAGGUCUUUCCUGGGAUCCGAUCGGCACCUAUCUGUGCACCCACUCGAACGAUAAGACGUUAAAAGUUUGGCGAACCGAGACGUGGAAGCUAGAUGCGACUAUAAAAACACAUUUUGAAGAAAGCAUUCCUUCCAUGUUUUCCCGUCCCGACUGGACCCCGGAUGGUAGUUUUAUGAUUGUUCCGAAUGGCUGCAAUCAAUCGAUGCCCUCAUGCGAGAUCAUCACCCGCGGCGACUGGGACAAGCCGCGCUCCUUUAUCGGCCACCGGAAGCCGGUCACCGUCGCGAAAUGCUGCCCCCGAAUGUUUCACUACAAGGAUGAGCAAGGCAUUCGAAGGGAGAUCAACUUGGUCGCGCUGGGCUCGAUGGACCAGACACUGACACUUUGGGCCAUUCCGUGGACAACUCGACCCCUCGUUAACCUUCAAUCGAUCGCAACGCAAUCAAUCAUCGACCUGGCCUAUUGUCUCUCCGACCUGUACGUCGUCUCCAAAGACGGCCGACUGAUCGUCGUCAAGUUGGAAAGCGCCGAGUUCGGCGACAUGUUCACGCUGGACGAUAUGGCCGAGACUUGCCAGAAAUUGUACAAGAAAGUCCCACCCCGAUACGCAGAAAUGGCCGCGACGCCAAAGAUUGUCCGACAAGAAAAUUUCGAGGCCUCCGCUUUGCGCUCAGGUGCGGUCUCGCAGCUCUCGGCGGAAAGAAUGGACAUUGGCGACGUUUCGAUGAUGUCUGAUGGGAAUACAAUGCCUGGCCGCGACAAACAAAUCAAUACCAAAGACGAAAAAGGACGCCGGCGUGUGCAGCCCGUCUUUAUGGCGUCGCUGAACGCCCCGCCGUUGGGCCCGACGACGUUCGCCAUACCGAGUCCGAGAAAAUUACCAACUUCCCCGGUCAAGCGCAUCGAAAAGAUGGAGGUGGACAACACGAUCGUCUCGAAGAGCGUGGCCAGGCCGGCUUCCCCGGAAAGCGCCCGCCCGCCUAAGCGAAAGCGGAUCAUCUCGGAGACGGACGAGUCGGAGCAGGAAGAGGAGAUCUCGGCGCCCGUCAAGCCGCACUUUGACAAAAGCGCUAUACUCGCCGCGGAUUUCAAGAAGCCGGUCCUCCGCGUGCUCGACGCCCCAGGCCCGCUACGCGCUGUCGACGGGGCGCUCACGAUUCCGGACGUGAAGAAGACGCUCACGGAAAAGUUUGCGCCAAACGAGGUGCUGGAGGUGGAAAACGACAGCUUGGUGAGCGCGCUGGCUGGGAAGGGCGCUCGAAUCGCGAGGAUCCAAAAUGGCACGACGAAAUGGACACGUUACGCGGUGCAGACGGUCGUCGUCGUCGCUUCCAACAAGCAAUACGUCGUGACGGGCGGCAUCGAUCGGGAUAUUCAAAUCCUUAACGCCGACACCGGACGAUUGCUGAGAAAUAUAACAAUAGACGCGGUCCCGGUUCGCGUCGGCGUGCAAAAACAUUUCGUUUUCGCACUCACGGCAAGCGGCACAUUCCACUCAUGGAAUGCGCGCGACUUGGUGAGGAUGCUGGACCGUGUGCCGGUGUUGCACCUGAUACGAGGAGAUGACCCCACCAUAUCGUCGGUGACCCUCUCGGAAAUCGGUACGCCGUUGAUAGGCCUCUCUACCGGCCACCUUUAUAGCUACGAUGCGGGCGAUUGGCUGCUGAUCGAUCGCGGGCCCAGCGUGCUGACGCGCUGCUUCGGCGGCAUCCCUACCGGUGAAUUCCGCGCCGGCAUCAUCGCCAAUCGACUCAAGAAGCGUCUAAACACGGAUUUGGCCCCAGACGUCCCCGCGCACCGACGCGACCUCUGCAAGCAGGCGGCGCUCGAGGAUAUGAUGAACGGCCUGCGGAAUCUGGGGACUGCCAACGACUACAAGGACGUCUGCAAGCUCUACGUUCGACUACUGAUUCAAAAGCGAAGCGAGGCAAAACUGCAAGAGCUAAUCGACGAGCUUCGCCGCUUCCCGAGAACCGACGGCACCAUCUCCGAGGUACAGGAUAUGCUCAAGGCCGACAAGCACUUUGCCUACCUCGCCGAACCAAGCCCCAAACUCCCGCGCACCCUUUUC